This is a messenger RNA of Aspergillus melleus, 978 nucleotides long. RefSeq lists its product as uncharacterized. Gene Ontology annotation, molecular function: oxidoreductase activity. The record is from RefSeq and is a predicted model, not a curated record. Bases 1 to 978 code for a protein of 325 amino acids. NCBI's taxonomy places the organism in Eukaryota, Fungi, Ascomycota, Eurotiomycetes, Eurotiales, Aspergillaceae. The transcript has 8 exons.
AUGCCCCAAUUACCGCCUUACGAGUACACCGGCCCGGUUGACUGCAGCAUCCCAUCUGAUCGCACGCAAUUGAGAGGAAAGAGUGUUAUUGUCACUGGAGGUGCAAAUGGCAUGGGAGAGGCCACUGUCCGUGCAUUUGCGGCAGAGGGGGCCUUUGUGAAGAUUGCCGAUGUCAACGAAGAACGUGGUAGAACUUUCGCGGCUGAAUUGCGACCAAACGCGCAAUUCGUCAAAUGCAACAUUUCGUCGUGGGAAGAGCAAGUGCAAGUCUUCGAAGCGGCCAUUUCCAGCUCUCCACAUAAGAGUUGUGAUGUUGUCAUCGCCAACGCGGGCAUCAGUCGCGCGAGCGGAGAUGAUCUGUGGCCACUGGAUGAUCCGAACCAGCCUCCUGUGAAGCCCGAGCUGCGCAUCAUGGAUGUCAAUAUGACCGGGACUCUUUACACCUGGAAGUUGGCGGUACACUACUUCCGCAAACAGUCGGAUACACCGGACCGAGACAGAUGUUUUAUUAUUACCGGGAGCAUGGUGGCGUGGAUUGACUCGCCUGCAAACUGGCAAUAUACAUGCAGCAAGUACGGCCUCAGAGGGCUGAUGAGGGUCGCUCGACGUAGCUCGUGGGAACAGGGAAUUCGCAUCAACUACGUUGCCCCAUGUUAUAUUAAAAGUGCCAUACGAUCGCCCGAGUACGAAGCAGAGUUAACCAAAAAGGGCGUAGAGUUUGCGCCACAGGAAGAUGUGGCAGAGUGUAUGAUGAAGCUGGCCACAGAUCGAACAAUUAACGGUCAUUCAUUGAUGGUCACGCCAAAGUCUGUAGCAAAGGAAGGCUAUAAAGAUGUGCAUAUGGAUGACCACAUUCACGCAGGGUAUUUCAAAAGAACGCAGGAGGUUCAGCUAAAAAUCAUCGAGGACAGAUCGGUUGAAGGAUGGAGCAAGACCCGGACCGCCGAGGGAGCGAGCAGAGUGAAUGGUAGUCAUUGA